Polypterus senegalus (gray bichir) is the source of this 3099-nucleotide messenger RNA. RefSeq names its product opioid receptor, mu 1 (gene oprm1). Bases 359 to 1492 code for a protein of 377 amino acids. The record is from RefSeq and is a predicted model, not a curated record. Gene Ontology annotation, cellular component: neuron projection; membrane. Gene Ontology annotation, molecular function: morphine receptor activity; neuropeptide binding; beta-endorphin receptor activity. Gene Ontology annotation, biological process: G protein-coupled opioid receptor signaling pathway; neuropeptide signaling pathway; sensory perception of pain. Lineage: Eukaryota; Metazoa; Chordata; Cladistia; Polypteriformes; Polypteridae. The transcript has 3 exons.
UCGCGAUGAGAAAAUGACCAGCUUUCCCGUUUGGGUUUGGUUUUCCGAGCUCAAGUCACACAUUAGGCACCUUGUUGGCUUUUGGCAUGCCCCGCUCACAGCGCCUAGAGUAAUUUAGCAACCCGUGUAAUCGCUGUUUGAGUAACUGGGGGCUGCCGCGCUUCGGGCACGCUACAUGCUAUUGUAUGCAUAUCAAACCGUGUCUGCCGCUGUAUACGCGAUACUGCGCUGUGCUUCAGGGCUCGCAGUUGGUCAUAGAGACCACUGACUCUUUAGACUGAUUAUUUACUUGAACGCCCGAAGUGUUUUUAUUUUUUUUUUUCCUCUCAUCGUGGAAACCGUUAGCGACUUAUUUACGAUGGAGCAAUUCUCUAGCAACAUGCUUCUUAACAGUAGUCUUCUUUGCAAAGGCAAUUUCACGAACCUGUCAGCAGCGGAUGGUAAUCUUUCCUACAGAUGUGAUCGAUCAGAUGCCGUUAACAAGGGUUCAACUCCCAUGCUCGUUGCUAUCAUCAUCACAGCGUUGUAUUCCAUAGUAUGUGUGGUGGGACUGGUCGGAAACGUGCUGGUUAUGUAUGUCAUCAUCAGGUAUACGAAAAUGAAAACGGCAACCAACAUCUACAUUUUUAAUUUGGCCUUGGCAGAUGCUUUAGCUACAAGUACCCUGCCUUUCCAGAGUGUCAAUUUUCUGAUGGGAACAUGGCCCUUUGGUGAUGUGCUAUGCAAGAUUGUCAUGUCCAUCGACUAUUACAACAUGUUUACCAGCAUCUUCACUUUGACAACGAUGAGUGUCGACCGCUAUAUUGCUGUCUGUCACCCUGUUAAAGCUCUCGAUUUUCGUACCCCACGGAAUGCCAAAAUUAUCAAUGUUUGCAACUGGAUUUUAUCCUCAGCAAUUGGUUUGCCAGUGAUGGUGAUGGCAACUACAACAAAUGAUAGUAAUGGCAAGUAUUUUGCAUUUUUAGGUGUCACAGACUGUACUCUAACAUUCCCUCAUCCAUCAUGGUACUGGGAAAACCUUCUGAAGAUCUGUGUUUUUAUCUUUGCCUUCAUCAUGCCUGUUCUUAUUAUUACCGUGUGCUAUGGUCUCAUGAUCCUCCGGCUGAAAAGUGUUCGAAUGCUAUCUGGCUCCAAGGAGAAAGACAGGAAUCUCAGAAGAAUUACUAGGAUGGUGCUGGUAGUUGUUGCUGUGUUUAUUGUCUGCUGGACACCAAUUCACAUUUAUGUCAUUAUCAAAGCUUUAGUCACUGUGCCCAGCUCUUUGCUACAGUCAGUCACCUGGCACUUCUGCAUUGCUCUGGGCUACACAAACAGCUGCCUGAAUCCUGUACUUUAUGCUUUCCUUGACGAAAACUUCAAGAGGUGUUUCCGUGAAUUUUGCAUUCCUACUUCCUCAACAAUUGAACAGCAGAAUUCAGUUCGAACAAGGAAUGCACCCCGAGACCAAAACUCCAGUGCACAGACUGUGGACAGGUCUAACCACCAGGUAUGACUAGCAGUGGAGAUGUCAUCAUUGGACUCACGAUUUCAGGCUAGUGAUGACUUGCACUCGGAAGUGACACAGUUCACAACAGGGCUUUGACAUACAAGACUCUAAAAUGCGCUUAUGUACCAUUGUAAAUGCUAUUGCAGCUGUAAAUAAAGAAAUUAAAAUACGUGAAUUUCAUGGCUGUAGAAUUAGUAUAUUCAAAGAAUUCUACAUCUUCAUAUUGGCACUUGUAUAAGCAUUGAGGUCAUCUCUUCUUUUUGCAGCACAUUUGAAGGAACACAAAAUGUAAAUAUAUCAAUUGCAGAUUGUUGCUGCUAUCCUAUGGAACAGGCAACAUCUGCACAUGCUUGGAUUAGGGCUACUUCUGCACUCUAGAAUUGUGUACCUGUCUAUCUAUUGUACUUCUUCAGUAACCUGUGCUUAAAUGUUUCUUAUCUAGUUAUCCUAUAAUUCAAUAUUGUGGGUUUAUUCUCCUUAUUUUAAGUUGUUUGGACAGUUUGUUUAGUUAUACUUGUAUCUAUAGGGAGAUUAAUUGUAGCAGAUGGAUUUUCACACACGCCUGAGAACAUUUUUUAAAAAGUUGUAUAUAAUAUUUGAAAACGAUCAGAUUUUGUCAGUGGUGCAUAUUUUCUACACUUAAGGCAGGCAUUUUUUUAAUGUUAUUUUGAACUGACAUAUACGAUACAGUUUCCAGGAUAUUUAAUCUUUAAAAAUGCAGUGUGAGUGUCACAUAAUUGCUUGAUUAAGACCACAUUGGAAAUAUCUUUGACACUAAGUAACAAGUUAGGAGAUAAAGAGAGAAACAAUUAGUACAUUUUGAAAAAAAAAAAAAAGUCUGUGAAACAUUACUCCCUGGCUUCUAAUUUGGGAGAAUCCUACUAAAAUAUCCCUUCACCUACAAGCAAUUCCCUGAUGCAUCAUUCUCAAAGUUUCAAGAAAAGGAAGAAAUUAAAGAACUUCAUGUGCUAACAUGUAACACUAGAAAAAUCUUUGAAAAGUCAAAAGAUUAACCUUUGAUAUUUAUGAAGAGAAAUGUUUUAACUUCCCAAACAGAAAUUUCUCUCUGAAAUACCAUAUCAUAAUCCUUGAUGUCAGUCAAAAAUAAUGCACUGUAAGAGAACAAUUACUUGUUUCUGAGAUAACACAUUUUAAGCAUAUUUUUUAUAUUACUAAAAUAAUGACAUUCUUAGUUUUGGCAAGUUUUAUUUUUAUUCUGAAUUUAAUAUAAUGCUAAUAGCUCAACAGGACACAGUAGUUGUGAUAUACUUGCAUUUGUAUUUGUGAUGAAGCUUUUUCCCAAAAUGACUUUCAAAUAAUCUUUAAAUAUCCUCUAGUAAAGGCUUGUUUCUUAUAAUGAAAAGGCUAUACAUACACUAUAGGUUUUCAGAAAGUUUUAAUCCUGAACCUGAAAGGUGUAUCCUGUGAUAAAAGUGGCCAAAGAUUAGACCCUGUACAGUACUUAUACAUGUGAAUUACAGGUUUCUACCAUUUUUGGUUUAUAGUGUAUUUUUCUUGUUUCAGAACCAAGUCAACAUGGAUGCCAAAAACCACAAAAUAAAGUAUCUUGCUGUCACGGAACCAAUAACUCUAGAGAGCAAUAUGUCUUCGGA